AUGGUAUUUUUAUACGAAACAAAUACAACUUCCCUACAGCAAGAACAAAAUGAAUGUAGCAAUCAAUUCUACUCAAGAGUUGGCUUGAUGCGAGACUUUAUUUUCAGAAAAAUAUAUCAAGUACUUAUCGAUUGGCCAUCGGCAGAUAUUCGUACUGUUCCGAAUGUGAUGCAUCAAAUUCGUUGUGGUACUGAUGAAAAAGACGCAAAGAUCGAAUAUCAAAUCAAUUGGUUUAUCGAUUGCGCUGAAACUCAUAUUCAUAAUCAUCGGAAUUCCUUUGAUACAUUCUGUUUGGAAGGUGAAUAUGAAGAAAAAAUUUGGGAGAUCAUCGAUGAAAAUGACGGUACAAUUUCAUAUCAGUUCACUCGAAAUCCAGAUAAUAUACUAAGUUCGGCCGAGUCGGUGUCCGGUACUCUUCGUCAUGUAGCCUCUCGCUAUCAUUUUCCAGGUAAUAAAAUGCAUGUUAAUACUCAACAAUUUCAUUCGGUCACUCCCAUAAUCGGUUCAGAAGAGCGGGUGUUAACGUUUUUAGUUAAAGAAAAGUAUACGGUACCCGUUGACACAUUCAUUCUCAAUUCUAAACCUUACGUUGAUUCAUUGGAUGAUGAUAUGCGACCGGCAACGAAAGAUGAACGUCAAGAUAUGUAUAAUAAGCUAAUUGAAGUUCUUACAAAAAACAAUACAUUGUACACUAUCGAAAAACUUUCACUCGAACUCCAGUAA
Messenger RNA from Rotaria socialis, 723 nucleotides. Lineage: Eukaryota; Metazoa; Rotifera; Eurotatoria; Philodinida; Philodinidae. The record is from the annotation of a GenBank genome assembly.